AUGGCUUAAAGUGGAAAAAUAGCAGACCACGAGGCAAAGGAAUAUUUAAUCGAUGAUGAAAUAACAAGAGAUGUUGAGGUUGAUAUUAAUAAGUCAAGAAGAAUCACAGAUUAAAGCAAUAAUAUGAGUAGUGGAAGGUUUGGUGAUGAUAUUGGAAGUCCAGACAUUAAAAUCAGAGCAAAGGAUUAUCCAAUGAGUCCAUUUAAUGCUUCAAGAAGAACUGCUUGGUAAAGAACUUUUGGUCCAAUGGGCCAAGGUAGUCUUAGAGGAAGUAUAUUUGCAUUAUGCGCAGUGGCUAUUGGAGCAGGAGUCUUAUCACUUCCAUAUGUUUUAAAGUAGAAUGGUUGGAUUCUAGGAACUAUUCUAAUUUUAAUAGGUGCUCUUUCUGGCUAUUUUAGCAUGCAAAUGAUCAUCUAGAGAUCUAUCGAUACUGGCUUUACCAAACUAUUUGUAAUUUGCUGUAAUAAUUUUGGGUUAUCAACAGAUAUAACUGGAUCACCUGAUCAUGGAAUCACAUUGUUCAAAUCACUCUAAACAGUAAUUACAACUGUCUGCUUUAUCUUUCCCUUGUCAAUGGCAAAGUCUAUGUCUGCAUUAAGAUACAUCUCCAUUGUCUCCAUCGGUUCUAUUCUAUACACUCUCAUCGUAAUGUUAGCUGAGCUCCCAGAAUAUGCUAGUUAUUAUUUCAAUAGAGACUAGUUCAUUUACUUUGACAUUAACAAGAAUUUCUUCCAAGGUUGCUCAAUUACCUUUUUCUCAUUCACUUGUUAAGCUUCUAUUUUGCCUAUUUACUCAGAGUUGGUGAAUCCAAAUGAAAGAAGAAUGAUGAAAGUUAUUGGAAGAAGUUUGAUUAUAGAUUGCAUUUUCUAUUGCGCUAUCGCUCUUGUCGGGUAUUUCUCAACUUAUCAAGCAACAACUGAUCUAGUUAUUGCUCGUAGUCUCCCAGGAGUAAAUCACGACUAUGCUAUGACUAUUUCAUGCAUUGCUGUUAUUCUAGUAGUAUUAGUUAGCAGUCCAGCUAAUUAUUUCCCCUUCAAAAACACAAUUAACUUUAUGAUCACUGGAACAUCAGAUGUCUCAAACAAAAUUGCUUUAUCCAUCACUGGAGGCUUUAGCUCUGUAAAUAUGUGCUAUUUAGUCCCUCGUAAUUUUUUUAUUUGUAAAGACUCUUCAGUGAUAUGUUAUGUGAAACUUGGAAAGGAAAGAUGGUAUUAAGGUAGAAAUCUGGGAUAUGUUAUCUUCUUCAUGAUUCUAAGUCUCAUUGGAUAUACUUCAGUUGUCCUUACAGUUAUCGAUAUAGCGCAAGGUAAUUCUUGA
Stylonychia lemnae is the source of this 1317-nucleotide messenger RNA. The record is from the annotation of a GenBank genome assembly. Lineage: Eukaryota; Ciliophora; Spirotrichea; Sporadotrichida; Oxytrichidae.